AGAAUGACCGGUGCAGUAGUACGGAAUGUCAUUUUGGUGAUAAAUAUUAUUUUAUAACGUAGUAUUUUAAGAUUCCAAAAUUUUAUGUACAAAAUGGAAACCAAAGUAGCGGUAGUCACCGGUGGAAAUAGAGGCCUCGGGUUCGAGAUCGUCAAGGGAUUAUGUGCUAAAUUCGACGGUGCUGUGUACCUUACAGCUAGAGACGAAGAGAGAGGAAGACAAGCCGUUAAAAAGCUCGAAGAACUUGGCCUGAAUGCUUUAUUUCAUGUUUUGGACGUUACUAGUGAAGCGAGUGUUCAAGAGUUCGCCACAUACGUUUCCACACAUCACGCGGGCAUAGAUGUUCUUGUAAACAACGCGGGUAUUCUUGAUUUUGAUAAGUCUGUUUCAUCCUAUGAAGAUGCAAAGAAACUCAUAGAUACGAACUUCUUUAGUUUAUUAACUAUAUCGAGACUGUUAUAUCCUCAUUUAAAGAACAAUGCUCGGAUAAUUAACAUCAGCAGCGACUGGGGCUUGCUUUCCAAUAUACGAAAACAGGUUUGGUUAGACACUUUAGUCAAGGAUGAUCUUACGGUUGAAGAGAUUUUACAAUUCGUUAAUGAUUUCUUACAAGCUGCAAAGAAUGGUAAAAGCUCAUUUGUUGCAUUUGCGGGUCCUUAUGGAGAUUACAAAGUGUCUAAAGUGGCCAUGUCAGCUUUAACCUUUGUUCAGCAGAGACAAUUUAACGAGAAAGGCAAGGACAUAGCCAUAAAUUGUGUGCACCCUGGGUUCGUCAAGACUGAUAUGACAAAAGGAAUGGGAGACUUCACCCCAGAGCGAGGAGCCCGCGCACCACUGUACCUGGCAUUGGAGGCUCCCCCCACCCAGAAAGGCACGUUUGUGUGGCACGACUGCCACCAAGUCAACUGGGAUGAUUAAGGAUCAAAUGGUUACAUGAUUGUUAGUUGCAACCAUGAAAAUCCUGUGAUAAUAGUGUCACAUACACUUUAAACAAGUACCUACUAUAAAUAUAAAGAGUUUCCUUUUUUA
Molecule: messenger RNA, 1029 nt
Organism: Leguminivora glycinivorella
Lineage: Eukaryota; Metazoa; Arthropoda; Insecta; Lepidoptera; Tortricidae
Product: carbonyl reductase [NADPH] 3-like
Exons: 1
Coding region: 85-918 (277 amino acids)
Molecular function (GO): carbonyl reductase (NADPH) activity
Source: RefSeq, a predicted model, not a curated record